AUGGAGGAAGAAGACGACGAUUUCUACGGGCCGAACGAGGGCUCCGAAGCUCCAAACGGCGACCUCAAAGCUCCCGCAGAGACCAAUGGGCAGUCCGGCGCGAAGGACGUGAAGGCGGAGGAAGCCCUCGAGUCUGGCGAAGAGGGAGAAGAGGAGGAGACCAGCGAUUCAGACAUCGACAUUAUCACCGAGCGCAAGGAUGGGCCUGGCGCAGAACACACACCCCAACCACCGCGCCCUGUCGCCAUAAAAUCCGAACUCAGACACGCCCCCUCCGCCGAACCGACCCCCCGAUCCGCGCAGCCCUCCCAGCCCUCCCAAACCCAUCCCCUCCGAACCAGUUUCUCCUCCUCCACCGGCCGUCCCCCUGUGCCAACCCGCCUAAAAGACGGCUCCACCUACCCUGAAAUCCGCACCUCGACCAUCGACGUCAAUGCGGACCCCGUCUAUCCACCCGCCCGCAAACCCAUAACCGCGGUCGAAAUCGACGUGGACCUAGCCGAACACACCAAGCCCUGGCGGCUUCCCGGCGCGGACCAGAGCGACUUCUUCAACUACGGCUUCGACGAGUUCACAUGGGAGAUGUAUCGGCUGAAGCAGCAGAGCAUGGCGAAGGUGCAGGAAGAGCAGAAGGCGGAGACGAAGCACCUCGAGAUGUUCCUCACGGGUGGUGGCGGGAUGCCUGGCAUCCCGCCUGCGCCGCCGGGGCCGUCGAGUACCCAGCAAAUUGGCCCUGUGUCGGGUAUGGAGAGGGGUGGGCCUUCUGGCACACUACUAUUAGGAGCAGGAAGCUUGAGAGGCGAGCCGGGGAGUCUAGGGCAGGGAAACAUGGGAAUGGAAGAUCCGGUCAUGCAACUGGUAAUGCAGCACAUCAUGGCCAAUGGUAUGGACUUCAGCCAGAUUGGGCCCCAGGACUUCGAGCAGCUUUACCGGCAGAUCGCUGCGCAACAAGGCGCUGGAGGUGCUGGGCCGCCGCAGGGACCGGCUCAGGGGGCGCAGGCAGCCUAUGGAGGACAGCAGGGCUACGGAGGGCAGGCCCAGUGGGGGCAGCAGCAGCAACAGGGUGGAUACGGGAGAGGGGGGAGAGGUGGAAGGAGGUACUGA
Molecule: messenger RNA, 1104 nt
Organism: Coniosporium apollinis CBS 100218
Lineage: Eukaryota; Fungi; Ascomycota; Dothideomycetes
Exons: 3
Coding region: 1-1104 (367 amino acids)
Cellular component (GO): mRNA cleavage and polyadenylation specificity factor complex
Molecular function (GO): RNA binding
Source: RefSeq, a predicted model, not a curated record